Molecule: messenger RNA, 1486 nt
Organism: Dryobates pubescens (Downy woodpecker)
Lineage: Eukaryota; Metazoa; Chordata; Aves; Piciformes; Picidae
Gene: FHL2
Product: four and a half LIM domains 2
Exons: 6
Coding region: 291-1130 (279 amino acids)
Biological process (GO): negative regulation of transcription by RNA polymerase II; negative regulation of calcineurin-NFAT signaling cascade
Cellular component (GO): Z disc; nucleus
Molecular function (GO): transcription coregulator activity; transcription factor binding
Source: RefSeq, a predicted model, not a curated record
GAGUGUCUCAAAUCCUUUUGUCUCCUUAUAUGGUAAAAUGAUAGAGAGGGGUUUCACUAGGCUGGGAAAGGCAGCAGCCUCUUUCCACACAACACUGACUGCAGAGCUGAAAUCCGGAGAGCUGCUUUUCACAGGCAGUAGAAAGCCCUGGCUAGCUGUACAGCUCUCCUCUGCAAGCAGGCCAGUGUGCUCUUUACACAUUUGUUAAUGGAUGUGACCCUCUUCCCUGGUCCAGGAGGUGACAGUAACUGCUUGCCACUGCUCUGAUAGCUGGACUCCCAGACACCAACAUGACUGAACGCUUUGACUGCCACCACUGCAAAGAGUCCCUCUUUGGUAAGAAGUAUAUCCUGAAGGAGGACAGCCCCUACUGCGUGAAAUGCUACGAAGACCUUUAUUCCAACACCUGUGAUGAAUGCAAAAAGCCUAUUGGUGCUGACUGCAAGGAUCUGUCUUACAAGGACCGUCACUGGCAUGAAACCUGCUUCCACUGCUUCCAGUGCAAGAAUUCAUUGGUGGACAAACCUUUUGCUGCAAAAGAGGAACAUCUCCUUUGUACCGAUUGCUACUCCAAUGAAUACUCUUCCAAAUGUAAUGAGUGCAAGAAAACUAUUAUGCCAGGUACUCGGAAGAUGGAAUACAAGGGCAACAGCUGGCAUGAGACGUGCUUCAUCUGCUACCGCUGCCAACAGCCUAUUGGGACAAAGAGUUUCAUUCCUAAGGACAAUCAAAACUUUUGUGUACCCUGCUAUGAAAAGCAGUUUGCCAUGCAGUGCGUCCAGUGCAAGAAGGCUAUCACUACAGGAGGUGUCACUUACCAGGAGCAGCCAUGGCACAAGGAAUGCUUCGUUUGUACUGGAUGCAAGAAGCAGUUGUCUGGACAACGUUUUACCUCCAGGGAUGAGUUUGCAUAUUGCCUGAGCUGCUUCUGCAACCUCUACGCCAAGAAGUGUGCUGGGUGCACAAACCCAAUCAGUGGACUUGGAGGAACCAAGUACAUCUCCUUUGAAGAACGGCAGUGGCAUAACGAUUGCUUUAACUGUAAGAAGUGCUCACUCUCAUUAGUGGGUCGUGGCUUCCUCACAGAAAGGGAUGACAUUCUUUGCCCUGAGUGUGGGAAGGAUAUUUAAGGCUCAAAAUAAGAGGUGUUGAGAGGAAAGCCAUGCUUGCAAUAUAUAGUCUGAAGUAUACAGAUGUUCAGAAAUAGCUUUGCCACUCUGUAUUUCACUGUACUAUUAAUGUUACUUAACCUAUUUCUUCAACUCUCCAAAUCUGGAGAAUUCAGAAUCUCUCAUAGCAGUGCUGGUGUUCAAGACUUCUACAGCUAACCAAAACUAAUGCAAAACCAGAGCUGUAAAACCAUUUGGGUAUUACUGACAUAAUAUACUCAUUUUGUUUGGGUUUGUUUUUUUUUUUGUUUGGGUUUUGUUUUUCCCUUCCACUAAACAUUCCAGUUACAAGCAAGCGAUAUAGGAUUAUAAUGGUC